Molecule: messenger RNA, 867 nt
Organism: Daphnia pulicaria
Lineage: Eukaryota; Metazoa; Arthropoda; Branchiopoda; Diplostraca; Daphniidae
Product: very-long-chain 3-oxoacyl-CoA reductase-B-like
Exons: 6
Coding region: 1-867 (288 amino acids)
Cellular component (GO): endoplasmic reticulum
Molecular function (GO): oxidoreductase activity
Source: RefSeq, a predicted model, not a curated record
AUGACCCUCACUUUCUGCCUUUUUUUUUUCCAAGUUGUGACCGGUGCCACCGAUGGAAUUGGACGAGCGUACGCAGAAGAGUUGGCUUCUCACGGGUUAAACAUCGUCUUGAUUAGUCGCUCUCCUUACAAACUGCAGAAUGUAGCAGCCGAAAUUGAAUCACAGUAUAAAGUGAAAACGAAAAUCAUUGAUGUGGAUUUCACCAGUGGAAUUGAGAUCUAUGACCGUAUAAAAAAAGAAAUCGAAGGCCUGGAAAUCGGCGUUCUUAUCAACAAUGUUGGUAUGUCAUACGCGUACCCGGAAUAUUUAGCUGAGGUUCCCAAUGCGACCGAAUUUUCUCAAUCUCUGAUCAACUGUAACGUUGUUUCAGUGACCCAAAUGUGUAUCCUGGUCUUGAGACAAAUGGUGGAACGCAAGAAGGGAUUGAUCUUGAAUGUAUCCUCGGCUUCCGCCGUUCUUCCGACUCCUCUUAUGACCAUGUACUCCAGUACAAAGGCUUACGUCUACAAAUUCAGUGAAGAUUUGGCCUUGGAAUACGCUCCGUUCGGCAUCACAAUCCAGUGCGUGUUGCCUGGUUUCGUGGUCUCCAAAAUGAGUCGUUAUAAGAAACCUGCUUUCAGAAUUCCUCUACCUAGAGAUUUCGUCCGUGGCCAUAUGAGAACCUUGGGUUUGGAAUUCGCUUCAGCUGGCUUUUGGGUCCAUAAAAUUCUGCUGGGCUACUACACUAAAUUGAAUACGGUGUCGCCCUCUACUGUGGUUAAUGUGACGUUCACCAAUUUGAGCGGUACGCGUCAACGUGCUCUCAGGAGGCUCCAAAUGCAGCGCGAGCAACAAGAAAACGGCAUCGACACCGCCAAGGACAAAUAA